This is a messenger RNA of Lactuca virosa, 962 nucleotides long. Lineage: Eukaryota; Viridiplantae; Streptophyta; Magnoliopsida; Asterales; Asteraceae. The record is from the annotation of a GenBank genome assembly.
CCUCUGUCGUCCUUCUCUCUGCUUCCUCAGGGCAGUUUAAAUUUUCUCACUGUGAAUUUGUCUCUACAAGGCGAUGAUCGGCGCUCGUAUCGGAGAUUCAUCGCAAGAUACACCGGAACUAGUGGAGGUGAAUAUAGCAGCUGAUGGUAGUACUAGUGAUGUUUCAUGUGAAGAAAGGGGUGUUGAAGAACCUUGUGUGGGUAUGGAGUUUGAAUCUGAGGAUGCUGCUAAGAAAUUCUAUGAUGAAUAUGCACGACAUGCAGGAUUCAAAAUGCGUAUUGAUCAGUGUCGUCGUUCAGAAGUUGAUAAAAAAAUUAUAUCUCGCAGACUUUCUUGUAAUAAAGAAGGUUAUUAUACAAAAUCCAAGAACCAAUUUGGGCAUAUAAGGAAACAACAAACAAGUUCAAGACAAGGUUGCAAUGCAAUGAUGCUUGUGAGAGUAAAUAAAUUUGGGAAAUGGGUUGUGACUAAAUUCGAAAAAGACCAUACUCAUCCGUUAGUUUUGUCGACUUGUCUUUCUGUCAACGAAGGGGAUUGUAAAGAAAGGAGAAUUCAAGGAUUGACUGCAGAGUUGAAGCAUCAAGAUGGAUUAAUUAAGUUUUACAGGGAGCAUCUAUGCAUGCUUUUAGGAGAAAUUGAGCAGCAGACGGAAGUUUUGUCAACAAAAAUCCAAGUUGCUGUUAAUAAUGUGAGAGAGAUAGAAACAAAAGAGCAGAAACAGUUGAAGCAUAUAAAUAGGAACAAAAAGAUGUAGAUGUACAAAAUAGAAGUUCAAAUUCUACACAGAACCGAUAUAACAGACACAAGUGAUGUGUGCAUCCGAGGAUAUUGAAGAUAAUGAUACUGCUUUUAGAAGUAAUGAUCUUUGAUGAUUGAUGCUGCUUAAUUUUGAUGUCAAAUUUUGCCAAAGGUAGUAAUACUGUAUUAUUUUGAUUUUGAGGUUAAUAAGAAAAAUGGAGAAA